Molecule: messenger RNA, 1425 nt
Organism: Prunus armeniaca (apricot)
Lineage: Eukaryota; Viridiplantae; Streptophyta; Magnoliopsida; Rosales; Rosaceae
Source: the annotation of a GenBank genome assembly
AUGGAGCCAUUUCUCAAGAAAUUCUUCCCAGAAGUGUACACUAAAAUGAAAGAAGACACCAAAACCAGCAACUACUGCAAAUUUGAUAGCCAACUUUUGACAACAUUUACAUCCUCACUCUGUAUAGCUGGCCUUGUAGCUUCCUUCUUUGCCUCUUCAGUCACCAGAGCAUUCGGCCGAAAGCCUUCAAUCCUUGUAGCUGGUGCCUCAUUCCUUGCUGGUUUGGCCCUAGGCAGUGCAGCUACUAAUAUCGUCAUGCUAAUAUCUGGUCGCAUCUUGCUUGGUUUUGGGGUUGGCUUUGCAAACCAGGAAGUUGAAGUUUCACCCCAAAACCAAUUGGCAAUGGGGAAAGUAGCACAACACCUUCUAAUGUCUUGCAAGUCAGUCCCACUUUAUCUCUCAGAAAUGGCACUACCUAGACACAGAGGAGCUUUCAACAUUGGCUUCCAAUUAUGUGUUGGCAUUGGAGUAUUAUCAGCUAACCUCAUCAACUUUGGCACCGAAAAGAUCACGGGCGGCUCUGGCUGGCGAAUCUCCCUAUCCUUGGCAGCAGUCCCAGCUUCAAUACUAACUUUAGGUGCUCUUUUCCUGCCAGAAACACCCAACAGCUUUAUCCAAAGCACCAACGACCACCAAAAAGCCAAGUCAAUGCUACAACGAACACGAGGAUGCGAAGAUGUCCAAGCAGAACUGGAUGAUCUCAUCAAAGCAAGUGAAAAUUUAAAAACCAUCAAAUACCCUUUUAAGAAAUUGAUGCAAAGAAAAUAUAGGCCUCAACUUGUUAUGGCAAUUGCCAUGCCAUUCUUUACACAAGUGAUUGGGAUCAAUGUUUUCUCAUUUUAUGCCCCGAUACUUUUUAGAACACUAGGUUUAAGUGAAAGCAUGUCACUCUUGUCAGCUGUGAUGAGCACGGGCGCUGCGGGUACCAGCGCGACGUUUAUAUCAAUGCUUAUGGUGGACAAACUAGGCAGAAGAGCUCUGUUUGCAAUAGGGGGAAUUCAAAUGUUUGUGUCACAAGUUAUAGUAGGGAGCAUAAUGGCAGCUGAGCUAGGUGACAUUGGUGGAAUGAACAAAGGGUAUGCAUAUUUGGUGUUGAUCUUUGUGUGUGUGUAUGUAGCUGCGUUUGCUUGGUCAUGGGGCCCACUAGGGUGGCUGAUCCCAAGUGAGAUUUUCCCAUUGGAGAUAAGAUCAGCUGGGCAAAGUGUUACAGUGGCAGUAAACUUUGUGUCGACUUUUGUUAUUGCUCAAUCAUUUCUGUCCAUGCUUUGUCACUUCAAGUCUGGGAUUUUCUUCUUUUUUGGAGGUUGGGUUAUGGUGAUGACUGGUUUUGUGUACCUCUUGUUGCCUGAGACUGCAAAUAUUCCUAUUGAGAAGAUGGAUAGGGUGUGGAGAGAGCAUUGGUUUUGGAACAGAUUUGUGCGAUAA